UGAAUUUUUUGGACAGCGCUUUCAAAGAUGAUGACAAUUUGAUUCGGUGGUUACACUCCGUCAAGUGAAAGUGAACCAUACGGUUGCUGUCCCUACUUUAUACUGCUACUCGAUUUGAUUUCACUACUGAAUGAGAUGGCACGUGAUCAAUCUCCAGUCCCGGUAUUAAUAACCCCACAGACGUCACUGGAAUCGCAGGUGUCUAGUUCUAGCUGCAAUCAAGGUAAUAGUAGUAGCCAAACUGUGAAAUCACCGUGGUCCCGUCUCCGUCAACGUGUUCACGAGGUGACUGGCCGUUCUAGAAACACGAAAAAUCACAGCAGCAAAUAUGGAUCACUUCUCAAAUUGGCAGACGAAGAACGUCGAAUCAUUCACGGAGCUCGGCGAUCCAACAGUCAGAUUCGUCUCAAUCCCACGUCCGAUGAUGGCGUCAACGCUUUGUGGCACAUUAUUCAUCUGUUGGAGGAACGAGUGGAAGUGCUGGAAAACACGUUGGAAGUGAGUCGGGAGCACAUUGCCAAAACCGAAGAGAAGUGCGAUAACCUCCAGAAACAAGUUGAAAAGAUAGUCGAACAACAAAUCCUUGAGAAGAAGUUGUUGAAUCCGCCGCUAGAUGCUGAAACUCUUCCAGAUGGUGUUAAGGCCGAAAUGAGUCGCUGUUUCGAGCAGAUUCGCAACAAAGAGUAUCGUCUCAAUCGCGUGGAAGCUGCAACAUUGGACCGGACGUCGGUGGUAGCGUCGAGAAAUAGGAGGAAGUGCGCUGGAUGCGGAAAGGGCACAUUUUAAUUAACUGAUCCUACGCGCUCCGCAUUCCUGAUGAACGUUCUGAAGUCCGCUCUGCUCUCACAGUCUGCUGCGAAUGAUGUCGAAAAAUUGUUGCUUUUGUUUUAAUCGAAUAUUAUUAUUAUUAUUUUUGAAAGAAAAAAAAAAUAGCCCGAGGGGGAUUUAAAAUUGAUUCAAAAUACACGUUUUUCUCUUUUCA
Molecule: messenger RNA, 982 nt
Organism: Daphnia pulicaria
Lineage: Eukaryota; Metazoa; Arthropoda; Branchiopoda; Diplostraca; Daphniidae
Exons: 6
Coding region: 136-786 (216 amino acids)
Source: RefSeq, a predicted model, not a curated record